GAUGUACAUAUGUAGGGUUUUUAGAAAUAUAGCAUCACUUUAGUUUAAUCAUUCUAUCGCACACAAAAAGGAACUUGUUAUUUAGAUACCUCGUUUAUAAUCAGAACGAAUAUUCAGAUAACAACGUGUUAACUCCUUUCAAAAAGACUAUCUGAUCCCAAGUACUUGAGGCUGCCCAAAUAUAUAUUGGCAUUUGUUGGAUUAACUUACUAUUAGAGUGUAUUAAUACAAUGGCAGAUCAUUUCGCUUCAGAUUUGGCUCUUGUUAUUAUUGCUCAAAUAGCUCAAACCAUUGGUUACAGCAGCACACUGAGUGCACCCUUAGAGCUACUGCAAGAUAUAAUGCAUAAGUUCACGCAGGAGUUUUCCCGUGACCUCCAUGGCCAUAUGGAGCACGCAAAUCGGACCCAGCCGAAUCUUAAGGAUGCACGGCUCAGUAUAAAAAAUCUUAACAUAAAUAUUCAAGAGCUUUUGGAUUACAUUGGGAAUGUCGAGCCAGUAGGAUUUGCCAGAGAUGUAGCCCAGUUUCCUAUCAAAAAAGCCGUAAAUAUGAACUUCCUCAAACCUGGAAGCGCCGAAACCCUUACUCGACCGGUGUACAUAUUUGAGUAUUUGCCACCUAUGCAGGACCCUGAGCCUCUGGAAAUUCAAACCGAUACUCAAAAAGAAUUUACACAAAAACGAGAAUUUGUGUCAAAGCCUGACGUUGAUGCCACAAGUUGUGGGGGCAAACUGCCCUCCAAUCACGUCGAUUCUAUUUCUUCAAUCGCUUUGGUUAGUUUUCCUUCGAAUUCCCCUGACUUGGAUAUUGGUCGAUCAGUCCGCGAAAUGAGCAGCGUGGUAAUGACAACAGGCGGUUUUAUAAGUCCAGCUAUUGAAGGAAAACUUCCAGAAGCUUUUAUACCGGAUAUAAUUGAAAAAUAUAGAGGUCUAAAUGCACCACCUCCUUCGUCAAUUGUUGUCAUGCCGUUAGAAAAUUCUAAAAAAUUUGAAGCAAAUGAAAAAAAAACAGAAAUAAUUUCACGAAAAAUAAUACCGAAGCCCCCUCAAUUUUUAGAAGCCAACAAAUUUAACCAAAAUGUUGGAUUAUUGUCAAAUGAUAAUGCUAAUGAUAAAAAUCCGACAACUACAAUAUCAAAAAAAAUUAAAAAACACAAAGAAGAUGUUUUACGUGAGCCCGGUCAAAAAGGUAAAUUCAAUAAUAUAGCUAAAUCUCAUGAAAAGUCUCAGCGAAGAGCUUUAAAAAUGUAUCAUAAACUUGCAAGGAACCAAAAUGACCUUUUAAGUAGUGAAAUGCUGCAACUGAAAAAAUCUAAAAAACGAGUCAAUCGGGUAUACAGCUCAUCCGAAGCAAAUAAAAUACAUUCAGAAAAGAUGCUAAAGAAGCAAGUCAAAUACAAACAGAAAAGUCUGCAGUUGGAACUUGUCGAUAAAAAUUACUCUAGUCAUCAAAGUACGAUAGGCUUUAAUUUUGAAGAAAACAUAAAUACAGAAGAUUUAAAUCCUGCUGAUAUCCACACAGAGGCGCCCUUAGUUAUAAGGGAAAUUGAAAGUAAUUCCCAAAGUUCAAUUUUUCCAGUACAGACAAUGGAUCAAUCACAAGUCCCAUUGCCAGAAAGAAGUAAGUUGGACAUCUUUAAGAAAAUUUCUAAACCACGUAGCCACCGUCAAGAUGAUGGAUUAAUUUCUGUACCUCCUGGAAUAGAUGUACGUGUAUUUGGAAGCAAUACUACACCAUUAAUUAGUCUUCCAUCUGGGACCACUAUAACACCUGCACCUUCACUAGGGUUGAAUGUAGAGAACAAAAGCAUUUCUAAUAUGAAAAUGAACCUUUUUGGUACGCUGGAUUACAAUCAACUUUCACCUGAAGUCGGCGUUAAAAAGCAAAUAAUUGAUUCAGUAAAGCCAAAGAAGCGAGGUCGCAAACCUGGUGGUAAAAAUCUUGUGAAAAAUGUAAACUGUACAUCGCAUUCUUCAAUUGAAUCGAGUAAAAAUGAAAAGUCAACUAAUGUAAUCCCACUCCCUCUAGCUUCCAGUUCGCUGCAAAAAUCCCAACAUUUCUUAGCCGCCCCUAUACCAACAGAGCCUCUUAACCUGUGCAACACAGAACUUGCCUCAAACGAAUCAUUUCCCAGUUCUGACGCAAAGUAUAAAAGGGAGAGAAAAAAGUGCAAAUCAAAAUAUGAUACCAUCUUAACAGAAAAUAUAAAUAUAUGCAGCACCAAGGUGAAUUCUCCUGAAAGAACAUCAUCCACACUAACUACUUUAAAUGCUCCAAAACAAAAGAAAGAUUUACCAGACUCAUUUAUGGCAAUAUCUAGCGCUAUACCAAAUACCGCAUUGUAUCCUGGCAAUCAAACUGGAAUGGUUCCUUUGCUUCCAUUGUUGCACUUUCCGCCACGGCCAGGCCUAAUUCCUUCAGGGCCAGGUCUUUUCCCUCCAGUAUCCGGUCUGGUAGGCUUUGGAAAUAAUAAUAACAGAGUCGGCAUACCACCGUUCAUAGCGUUUUCGGGCUCAGAUGGAUCUGUUACUGACAUUGUUAGAUGCCAACAAAUUGCAAAUUCCACUGAUAUUGCUACUGAUCAAAUGCAAAGGGGCCCUUCGACAGAUCGAAACUAUUGCAACGUUGCUCCAUUAGUACCCGACUCAAUGAAAUUGGAUGACUGUAAACCACAAACUUCUGGCAAUACCGAAUUGGGAAAUGCUUUUGCGAAGGCUUCUCCUAAAUUUAAGGCUAAACGUGCAUUAGCACAGGCUUCUGGAAAUUUCGGUGAUCCAAUUGAGGUCUCAGAUGAUUCAGACGAGUCAAUACAAAAUAAAAAGUCGGUUAAAAAAAAAUCGCCAUUUCCAUCUCCAAACCGCAUUGCAUCGAAGUCGAUACAUUCACAUUCCUCGUCGUUUGGGCAUUCAAUAUCUAAGUGUGAAGACAAGACUGUUGUGGAUUUAAGAAAUAUUUUGACGGUAACCUCUAACGAAUCGAAUGAAAAAUUUAAGAAGUCGGUUAAACUAAGCAUUCCUGAUGUGAAGACCAUAAUCAACACAGCUUCUACACCUUCUACAUUUCCGCAAUUCAACUUGCCAAAUUUUACAGGAGGUGAUAAGUUUAGUUUAGCCGGAGGGGCAGAUCUUAUCCCUUUGUCUAGAAUAGAUUGUGGCUCGGCAUAUUCAUCCCACAAAGUGCCAUCUAGUAGCUUGGCAGGUGGUGCGACAUCAGGUUUAAACUCCAUUUUACCAAAUCAUAUAACUAUUUCAGAAGAACAACAAUUUUUACCGCCCUAUUCGAAUUAUGAAGACAUUACUAUUACACCAACUGAUACAUUGUCAUUAGAUCUCAAAGCGCGAAAACAUCAUAAAAAGCUUAAGAAGCUAAAAGAAGGAAAAGUUAAAAAAAAAAAAAACAAGAAAGAUAAGUCAAAGAGAAAAGAUCGCAUGGGAGUAACGUCUUGUACGACCGACAAGAAAAUAAGAGGCCUCGAUAAAAGACAAAAAAAGGAGAGGAAAAAGGAUAAGGAUAAACAGAUAUUAAUCCAUGUACCAGAUGAAUCAGACGAAUUUUCCGUUGAGCCUUUGAUUGAUAGCCUUGAAGUUGACUCUACUCAAAAUGAAUUCGUGGGUACAACUGUACAGAGUUCAAGUCCAAUGCCAAAGAGACAACCGCUAAUUGCCACUUUUCCAAUAUCUCCAAAGGUACAACACUCUCCAAGUCAAAUACCAAAAAUAACACUAAAACUUAGUGGCAAAUCUACGUAUCCGACUUCUGAAGAUGAAAAAGAAGCGCCGGAUGCCGGAAAAGCAAAUCAGCAAAAUAUACUUCCUGCAGAAAUCAAAGACCGCCAGCGGAAUAAUUCUCCGGAACUAGCACGCUUUUCUCCAUUGGUCACCGGGCCCCCAAAGACAAAACAAUCUGAAACACAUUUAUUAGGUAUACCAAGUACAGGGUCGAUUCUACUCAACAAUUAUGAUAAUUCAGCACCAUUUAUACCAGUGACUUCCCAAAUAUCUGCGCGGACAAUGCAGAUACCUAUAAGUCAAUCCUCAUUAAAUUCAGUAGGUUGGCAGCACAGCACUAAUAACAGUACCGCUGCUUCAUCCACUCUUUCAGCCAGUUCUGUUUUGUUACCACAGCAAUUAAGGUUAAUACCUAAUACGGUUAUGGCUAGCUUUCCAUCUGUAAUUGCUGAGAGUGCAGGGACUGCAACAAUAAGUGACUCAUUAAAUUCACCCAUAUGUAUCUCAGCUGAAAAUUCCUACGUUGCUGAAAAAAGUCGUCCAUCAUCUUAUGUUGACGCCGAUGGUAACCGUAUAUGGAUUUGCCCUGCUUGCGGGAAGGUAGACGAUGGCUCUGCAAUGAUUGGAUGUGAUGGCUGUGAUGCUUGGUACCAUUGGAUUUGUGUAGGCAUUACUUUUGCUCCUAAGGACAAUGACGACUGGUUUUGUCGCGUUUGUGUCACAAAAAAAGGAGUCCAUGAACCUGAAAAGAAAAAGAGACGAAACAAAAAAAAGUGACUUAUAAUUACAGGAAAUAGCUUUAUUUAAAACAUAUAAACUCAGCAUUAUUGUGUUUUUUUAUAUAUCACCAAGGCUGACCAUAAAGGGUGUCUUGGUUUUAUAUAACAAGUUAUUGCCUUAAUAAAAUUGAUUUCCAUAUACUUACUUAAAAAAGCAA
Molecule: messenger RNA, 4665 nt
Organism: Drosophila eugracilis
Lineage: Eukaryota; Metazoa; Arthropoda; Insecta; Diptera; Drosophilidae
Gene: Taf3
Product: transcription initiation factor TFIID subunit 3
Exons: 8
Coding region: 231-4505 (1424 amino acids)
Cellular component (GO): transcription factor TFIID complex
Molecular function (GO): protein heterodimerization activity
Source: RefSeq, a predicted model, not a curated record